ACAGGGGAAAGGACGGGUUUUGUGUUUACCUCGGCGGAAUACCGGCUUCCCCGCGCCUUUGCUCUUCCACACCAGUCAAGGAUUCUGUCACCAAUGAAAUUGGCCACAAUGGAUACUUCCGUUCAGGAUGAACAACCUGGCCACUUAAAUUAUUACAGACGGAAGGCGUCUUUUAAUUUGGAAGAUAUGAAAUAUGCAAUCGAAAAUCAUCAAAGACUUUUAAUAAAGAAUCGAGUCUGGUUGUACUUAUUGUCUGAUCCAAUUUUCCAUCCUAUGACGGAACCUGUAUCAAUACAUGAAGCAAAAAAGGUUACUGCACAACAGUUAGACAAACUCCUCUUUUCAGGAUUGUUUGACAAUGUCGAUAACAUGGAAUAUGCUGAAAGGACAAAAUUUUUGAUGUUGGUCAAUGAAGCGACUGAAAUGAUGAAUUGCAACUUGUCCAUAAAAUUUGCCUUGGGGAUAUCUUUAUUUUCCAAUACACUUGUCAGUCUUGGUACAGAGAGACAUAUUAAGUUCUACAAAGAUGUUUGGAGAGGAAAGAUUUUGAGUUGCUUAUGCAUCACCGAAGUCGAACAUGGGAGUGAUACAAAAAGGUUGAAAACUACUGCCACUUAUGAUAAAAAUACAAAAGAGUUUGUCCUAAACACACCUGGUAUUGGUGCUGCUAAAUGCUGGAUUGGAAAUUUAGGCUUGCAAUGUACUCAUGCACUACUGUUUGCUCAGUUAAUAUCCAAUGGCGUUUGUCACGGCCUGCAUGGUUUUGUAGUUCCCGUUAGAGAUCCAGACACAAGGAAACCUUAUAAAAAUAUAACUGUAGGUGACAUUGGGGAAAAAGCUGGCCUCAAUGGAAUUGAUAAUGGAUAUAUAAUGUUCCAUAAUUAUAGAAUUCCUCGUGAGAAUCUGUUAAAUCGGAUAGGAGAUAUCAAUGAUGAUGGAGAUUAUGAAACUGCUUACACUGAUCCUCAACGACUUUUAGGUGCAGCAUUAGAAAGUUUAUCAGCCGGAAGAAUAGGCAUAAUUCAUGAGUCGAGCAAUACCCUUGUGAAAGCCAUAGUCAUUGCGAUUAGAUAUGCUGCUCAAAGAGUUCAGUUCAGCGAUUCUAGUGGAAUCGAGUUACCCAUUAUUGAAUACCAAACACACCAAUGGAGGUUAUUUCCUUAUUUGGCAGCAAGCAUUGCGAUUAAAUGGUUCACUCAAGAAUUUAGCGAUGUUUAUAUUAAUUUUGUCGCUAAAUCCCGAGAGGGGGUUAUGGAUGUUAAACAAGCGUCACAAAUGGCUAGUGGUCUCCAUGCGAUUGUCUGUUGUUCCAAAGCUCUGAUCACUUGGACUAGUCAAACAGCGAUUCAGGAAUGUCGAGAAGCUUGUGGAGGACAUGGUUACCACAAAGCCUCUGGUUUGGGCGAUUUAAGAAACAACCAUGAUCCUAGAGUGACAUUUGAAGGAGACAACACUGUCCUUCUGCAGCAAACAAGCAAUUGGAUGUUGAGAAUAUUCACUGACUCAGAAGCAGACUUUUCCAUCUUCCCUUUGUCAAAUAUUUCCUUUUUGAAAAAUAUUGAUUCUGUCUUGCGUAAAACACUAGCAGAUUAUAAAGAACAAGAUUUCAUGACCAUAAAAUUUAUUAUAGAGACUUACGAAUGGUUGAUUUGUUGGUUGACCAAGACAACACACGAGAAAAUAUCAGCACUUAAAAAAUUCACAACAGACCGAUUUGAAGUCAGAAAUUUAUCUCAGGUUUUUAAAGCAAGGACGCUUUCUCUUGCCUUUGGAGAAUUUAAUGUAAUCAUCCAUUUCAAAACCAAAGUUGACUCUUGUGCACCUCAACUUCAGCCUGUUUUGAAUAAACUCGGCGUCCUUUACGGCCUUUGGGCACUCUACAGCCAUAUUCCAGUGUUAUAUCAAGGUGGAUUUUCAAAUGAUCCGAAGCUGACAGAUUGGAUCACCGAUGGUAUUCUCAAUCUUUGUCAGGAGUUAAAAUCUGAAGCUGUUACUUUGGCUGAUGCAAUUGCUCCUCCAGAUAUUGUCCUUAAUUCUGUCCUUGGAGGAUCAGAUGGAAAGAUAUAUGAAAAGUUGAUGUCAGCUUUUACCCAGGAGAGUUCAGCCAACUUUGUUAAUUACAAAAGUCAACCUAAUAAAAGCCAAAUUACUUCAAAACUUUAGAAUUAAUAUUGUUAAAAGAAAACUACAUGAUUAUAAAUAUGUACUUUAAGCCUAGUACUAAUUAACAACAGAAAAAUUGAAAAUACUUUUAAAAAAAGG
Cimex lectularius (bed bug) is the source of this 2262-nucleotide messenger RNA. Its product is annotated as peroxisomal acyl-coenzyme A oxidase 3-like. The transcript is spliced from 15 exons. Gene Ontology annotation, molecular function: pristanoyl-CoA oxidase activity; fatty acid binding; FAD binding. Gene Ontology annotation, cellular component: peroxisome. Gene Ontology annotation, biological process: fatty acid beta-oxidation using acyl-CoA oxidase; lipid homeostasis. Bases 94 to 2163 code for a protein of 689 amino acids. The record is from RefSeq and is a predicted model, not a curated record. NCBI's taxonomy places the organism in Eukaryota, Metazoa, Arthropoda, Insecta, Hemiptera, Cimicidae.